Laccaria bicolor S238N-H82 is the source of this 435-nucleotide messenger RNA. RefSeq lists its product as uncharacterized. The record is from RefSeq and is a predicted model, not a curated record. NCBI's taxonomy places the organism in Eukaryota, Fungi, Basidiomycota, Agaricomycetes, Agaricales, Hydnangiaceae. Bases 1 to 435 code for a protein of 144 amino acids. The transcript has 3 exons.
AUGGCUGAAAAUGGACUGAUGGGUAUUUCAGGGUGUACACAUUGUGUCCCCGUCUUGUACCUUUGCGUCCAUGACUGGCUUCAGUGGAGGAGUACGUGUGGUCGUUCUGAAAUCGCACCACCUUUUGCGGAGGUUUAUCUUUCAGUACAUAUUAUUCUACACGAAGCUCCAAGUCUCUCUUUUACGACCUUUCAAAAACUCAAAAAUCCUACGAAGACCAUAACACCAACGACCAGGCGGUUGAUAUGGCACCAAGACGUACCGGAACACAAGACUCGCUCAGUCCAAACGCACCACCCUCACCCGCUGUCUCCCGGUCCACGUCACCUUCCUCGGGCUUUACACAAUUCUUAUCGAAACCUUCAAAAUGGUUCACCCGCAGUGUUUCCGGUUCAAAGGUACCCGCCGGGACAAAUGAAGCGCGUCCGAGCAUGA